Molecule: messenger RNA, 489 nt
Organism: Nicotiana attenuata
Lineage: Eukaryota; Viridiplantae; Streptophyta; Magnoliopsida; Solanales; Solanaceae
Product: ATP synthase subunit epsilon, mitochondrial-like
Exons: 2
Coding region: 53-265 (70 amino acids)
Biological process (GO): proton motive force-driven mitochondrial ATP synthesis
Cellular component (GO): mitochondrial inner membrane
Molecular function (GO): proton-transporting ATP synthase activity, rotational mechanism
Source: RefSeq, a predicted model, not a curated record
GAGCCAGCGUAGUAAUCCGUUCUGGUCAAUCGAAGAAAGUGGAGGAGGAGAAAUGGCGUCGAAUGCAGCGGCACCCUUUUGGAGAGCGGCGGGGAUGACUUACAUAACAUACUCGAAUCUGUGUGCCAACCUGGUCAGGAACUGCCUUAAGGAACCCUACAAGACCGAAGCCUUGAAUCGGGAAAAGGUCCACUACUCCAUCUCCAAAUGGGUCGAUGGCAAGCCUCAGAAACCCACCAUCCGCUCAGACACUCCGGAAGAUUGAAAAUAAGGUUGAAUAUCAGGCAUUGUUUCUUCUUUUGAGUGAAUUUUGUACUGCCUUGGCACUGUACAGAGUGCUCAUCUGCUGGAGGUUGAAUUUAGGACAUUUUACUUUCAAUAAUAUGGCCAAUAGACUUUGAUCUUUUCUGUUGGAUGGAAAUGAGAUAAUCUUUCUUGUGUUUAUGUUGAAUCUUCUAUUUUUUUGAAAUUCAAGUGAAUUAAUAAUCA